Sparassis crispa is the source of this 2826-nucleotide messenger RNA. Its product is annotated as Serine/threonine-protein kinase HSL1. The transcript has 3 exons. Gene Ontology annotation, biological process: intracellular signal transduction; protein phosphorylation; microtubule cytoskeleton organization. The record is from RefSeq and is a predicted model, not a curated record. Gene Ontology annotation, cellular component: cytoplasm. NCBI's taxonomy places the organism in Eukaryota, Fungi, Basidiomycota, Agaricomycetes, Polyporales, Sparassidaceae. Gene Ontology annotation, molecular function: protein serine/threonine kinase activity; tau-protein kinase activity; ATP binding. Bases 1 to 2826 code for a protein of 941 amino acids.
AUGUCUCCAACAGCCCCCAACAGCCCACCUCGCGCGCCUCCAGCCAAGUACCACACCCCCUUGGGCACGCGCUGGCAGAAGGAGAAGGCGGCUGCCGGGAGCGGCGCGUUCGACUACCCCGAGGACGCCAAGUAUGUCGGACCGUGGGUCAUCGGCGAGUGCGUCGGGAAGGGCGCGAGCGGGCACGUGAAGAUAGCGCGGCACCGGCGGACGGGGCAGCUAGCGGCUGUAAAGAUUCUGCCACUGCAGCCGUUCGUGAAUUCGCGCGCGUCGCUCGCGAGCAAGGCCAAGUCAGACAAGCAGCGGCUCGGCGUCGACCGCGAGAUCACGAUGAUGAAGCUCAUGAACCACCCGAACAUCAUGCGCAUCUACGACGUGUACGAGGGCGAGAUGGAGCUGUACCUCAUCCUUGAGUAUGUCGAGGGCGGCGAGCUCUUCGACUUUCUCGUCAACCGCGGCAAGCUCCCCCCGCUCGAGGCCCUCGCCUAUUUCAAGCAGAUUAUCUAUGGGUUGAACUAUGCACACACAUUUUCUAUCAUCCACCGUGAUCUCAAGCCUGAGAACAUCCUAAUUCAUUCACUCAAUCCCCCGCUCAUCAAGAUUGCAGAUUGGGGCAUGGCUGCGUUCGCUCCACCUACUCUGCAGCUGGAGACCAGCUGCGGGAGCCCCCACUACGCCAGCCCAGAAAUUGUCAAUGGGCACAAGUACUGCGGGACGGCAACCGACAUCUGGAGCUGCGGCGUGAUCUUGUACGCCCUGCUCACCGGCCGCCUUCCAUUCGACGACAAGAACGUCAGGACGCUCUUGGGCAAGGUCAAACUGGGCAAGUAUGACAUGCCGAGCUUCGUCGACCCGCUUGCCAAGGACCUCCUGUCGCGCAUGCUCGUCGUUGACGUCUCGAGGAGAAUAUCUAUGGCUGAAAUAUUGGCGCACCCGUGGCUCGAGGGAUUGACGCCGGGCAUCACUUAUGUUCCGGCGCCAUCAGUCUCGGAGCUGGCGCAGCCGCUGCCUUCCGCACUCCAUAUCGACCGUGACCUAUUCGAGUCUCUCUGUGUCAUCUGGGGGCGCCACGCAGACAUCGAGGGUAUCCGAGCGGACCUGCUGAGCGUCCCUGGCCGAGGCACUCUCGCGAAAGCGUUCUAUUUUCUUCUGCAGAAGCACCGCGAGAAGGCGAUGGAGGAACACGGGAUCCUUAUGGACAUUGACGAGAUCUUCAACGCGGCCGGCAAGGUCGUCACGAAACAGUACGCCGCGCCGCGCUCGGCCAAGAAGCCGGCGCAGACGCACCCCGAGCCGCACUCCAACGUCGGCGCCGAGUCGCAGAUCCCGUACCCACUCUCGACCCGCGUCGCCCCGGGCCCGCCGCGCAGCCAGUCCCCGAAUGCGCGUGCUCUGGCCAUCGUGACGGACGUGCCCCUCGAGCGGCCCGUCUCUCGCUCGAUCCCCUCGCCCAUUGGCCCGCGCCCACAGCGUCCCCGCCCGGCGUCCGCCAUCGCCGCGGGCCGGAACUCGUACGUCGCCCCUGCAGGCACGUUCACGCCGAACCCGCAGGAAGCGCAGCGGUUCCUCGCGGCCCCCGACGCGCAGAACAUGUUCGUGUACCCGCAGCAUCGUGCGGUCCCGCCGCCGAUGGUGCGCGGGCCCGCGAUGUCCCCGCCUGGCUCCGCUGUGCCAGGGCCCGCGCACGGGCACCACCGUUCUUCACUUGGGGGAACGCUCACGGACGUGAUCCACUCCCCAGUGCCCAUGGCAGCGGCGGCGCUGCCGAUGAUAAGCGCACCGAAGGUGCCCGACGCGGCGCUUCAGCGCACGUUUGACGAGUAUGCCACGAUGGUGAAUAUGCAGGCGGCGUCGUGGAACGCGCGCGCGCAGGCACAGACACAGGAAGACGAGGGCCAACGUGGCGAGCAUAGGCGGGCACCGUCUACGACUGUGCCGCGCUACAGCGUGGUCGGGAACGCGAACGGGAACAAGGAGAAUUGGGACGCAGGCUCUGCGGCCGUGGGGAGACGGCUAUCGGCUCAUGCUGAAGGCGCGUACACCACCGGUGGGCUUGGAUUCGGGCACUCUGUUCCUAUGGCCAAGGAAAUGGGGAACAUGCUAUUUAUCAAUGAACCAGGCGCUGUUGGGAAAGAGCACAAGAAAGAGGCGCGGAAGAGCCGACCGGCUACGAUGGAUUUGCAGGGCCCAACUGUGCUGCAGAAGAGGGCCACUUUCUCGGUUAUUGGAUCGCCGCGGCCCCCGUCACCCCCCAACGCCGCGGUGCUGGUCAAUUCCCCGGUCGUGGGCGAGUUCAAGGGGUGGUUCUCGAACCUGUUCCACUGGAAGGUACAAUCGUAUCUGCUGUACUCGACGAACGACGUGGUCGCCACACGAAGCGAGACCACGCGUCUGCUCGCGCAGCUGGGCGUGAUGACGGUGCUGGAGGAGUACGCGGGGUGGAGUGUGCUCAAGUGUCGGCUGGACGAGCCGGGGGACGGGGCACAGAAGCAGAUGCGGUUCCGGGUCGAAUUUUCUGGUGCGCCGGGCACGCAGGCGUACUCGCAGCCGGGGACGACCCCGCGGUUGUCGCAGAUCCCUCCGUCGCCGCGCACGAGCACGUACGCGAUGCCGCGCGUGUCGGCGGUGCGGCUGGAGGGCGGGCGGGCGGGCGGCUUCGAGACGACGAUCGGGCUCGUGCUGGAGAAGGGGGCGGUGUCUACGUUCAAGAUGAUUUACCACCGGCUCCGCGGGGAGUGGCGGCUGGACACCCUGCAUUCGCCCCGCACUGUGGCGGGUGGGGGCGGGGUCACGCCGAACCUGGAGCCGCAGCGGUUCGUGGCGUGA